AUCACUACAUGUAAUACAAAGUCCCUCGUCUGUGUAUCUGUUUGUGUGUUCGCGACAAACUCAGAAACUACUAAAUGGAUUUUCAUGCGUUUAUCGCCUAUGAGUAGAGUGAUUCUUAUAAAAGGUUUACCUAGAUAAUGUUCCUCUACAUAUGGAUACCAGCCCUCGUAGCGGCAAUAUAUCUAUACUGUCGACAAAUAUACUCAAGGUUCAGCAAAUAUGGCGUCAAAAACCUGAAACCAGUUCCUUUCUUGGGAAACAUGAGUUCCGUCAUACUUAGGACUAAAAGCUUCGUUGAUGUUGUUGAUGAGCUAUAUGCCGAAUUCCCUGAAGAACGGUUUGUAGGCAAUUUCGAGUUUAUAAAGCCGGUAAUAUUCAUUAGAGAUAUCGAACUCAUCAAGAAGGUUACCGUUAAGGACUUCGAGUACUUCCUCGAUCAUCGCACGUUUGUCAGCGAAGAUAUCGACCCUUUAUUUGGAAGAAACUUGUUCUCUUUAAAAGGUCAAGAAUGGAAGGACAUGCGUUCAACGUUGAGCCCGGCAUUCACGAGCUUGAAGAUGAAACACAUGCUCCCAUUCAUCGUCGAAGUGGGCAAUCAGAUGGUCAUCUCACUGGACAGGCAGUUGAAGGAAUCAAAAAGAGGUUACAUAGACAUUGAAACCAAAGACCUGGCAACCUACUAUGCAAAUGACGUCAUCGCUUCAUGUGCCUUCGGUCUAAAAGUAGACUCUCAUCUCGAACCCGGAAACCAGUUCUAUAAAAUGGGUUACAAGGCUUCUAACUUCACCUUUAUCGCAAUUCUAAAGUUUUUUGGAUAUUCCUCCUUUCCAUGGCUUAUGAAGUUGAUAAAGGUCAAUCUCUUCUCAGAAGACGUGACAAAUUUCUUCCAACACUUAGUUCUGAACACGAUGAAAGACCGUGAAGUCCACAAUAUUCUACGACCCGACAUGAUACAUCUCCUGAUGGAAGCCAAAAAAGGUCAGCUCGUUCAUGAAGAAAAAAACGGUAAUGAUGCUGGUGCAGGAUUUGCUACAGUACAAGAGUCUGAUGUCGGCAAGAAGACUAUUGAUAGAGCCUGGUCAGACAUAGACCUGAUUGCACAAGCAGUGCUUUUCUUCAUUGCUGGCUUCGAAACCGUGUCUACAGCAAUGACCUUCCUUCUUUACGAGCUGGCCCUUAAUCCUGAUGUUCAGGACAGGCUGGCUGAGGAAGUGAGGGAGCACGGUAAAAAGAGUGGCGGCAAGUUUGACUACAACUCUAUUCAGAAUAUGGUUUAUAUGGACAUGGUGGUUUCAGAAUCUUUGCGACUAUGGCCUCCGGCUGUUGCAACGGAUCGAGUUUGCACAAAGGACUACAAUUUGGGCAGACCCAACGACAAAUCUACACAAGAUUUUAUUUUGAAAAAAGGCGAAGGCCUCAACGUACCAAUAGUUGCGAUUCAUCGUGACCCCAAAUACUUUAAAAAUCCCUUGAAAUUUGACCCUGAGCGUUUCUCUGAAGAGAACAAGCAUACGAUCCAGCCCUUCACUUAUAUGCCUUUUGGUCUGGGCCCAAGAAACUGUAUCGGGUCCCGGUUCGCGCUAUGUGAAGUGAAGGUCAUGGCAUACCAGCUGGUUCAGAGGUACGAGCUGCUGCCGUGCGAAAGAACCACCAUCCCCUGUGAACUGGCGAAGGACAACUUCAACCUUAGGAUUAAAGGAGGACAUUGGCUGAGGCUGAAACCGAGGACUUAGACUUAUAAAAUAUGAUAAAGUAGAUAAGAUAUAGUAACGUAAGCUACUUAAGAGAAGUACUAUCCAAACUAGGCAUAGUGACUUUUGAGAUCAUAAUGAACAACUUUCAUUAACUAUGGGAUUAAUGCUUAAAUCGCAUAAUGCCGCUCAUUGGUUUGGAACAACCAAUUUUGUUUUGCGAUUUCAGCAUUGGUCCCAUAAUAAAAUCUUAUACUUUUAAACGAGCAAUUCUUGUAUAUUUAUUUAUUUA
Molecule: messenger RNA, 1983 nt
Organism: Leguminivora glycinivorella
Lineage: Eukaryota; Metazoa; Arthropoda; Insecta; Lepidoptera; Tortricidae
Product: cytochrome P450 9e2-like
Exons: 11
Coding region: 138-1733 (531 amino acids)
Molecular function (GO): heme binding; iron ion binding; monooxygenase activity
Source: RefSeq, a predicted model, not a curated record